AUGCCUCUCCUCAGUUUUUCUGGGGAUCUGGUCCAGCUAGUCGGCAGUAUCAGUCUGCCCAUCGCCUUCGGCGUCGCCCCCAGGAAAACAAUGACCUACGACCAAUUCCUCAUUGUCGAUUGCCCAACGGCAUACAACGUCAUCGUAAGGCGAACGACACUCACCAGGGUCAAAGCCCACUUAUCCCCCCACAUGUUGCUGAUAAAGUUCCCAACACGCAACGGUAUCGGCGUCAUCCGGGGCGACCAGCUCAGCGCACAGACGUGCUAUGCCACGGCUCUUAAGUCGGUAGCUAGCAAACCGCCAAUGGAAGCCAUGACCGUGCAGGGACUACCGAACGGUAGCGGGCCCAUUGAUGACCCCAGGGAGGAAACCCCAACGCCGGUGGCGCAGCCUGCCGAAGAGCUCGAAAUCGUGGUCCUAAAUGAAGAUUUCCCCGAUCGGUGGGUGAAGAUCGGCACCAACCUAGAUCCCGACCUCCGAAGACAGUUCAUCGACUUCUUACGGCAGCAGGCGGAGGUCUUCGCCUGGUCUUAUGACGAUAUGCCCGGCAUAUCACCUGACGUCAUCAGCCACAAGCUCAGCAUCUCCAUCGCCCACAAACCGGUCAGACAGAAGCGCUGCUCAUACGAUGCCGAACGGUACGAGGCAAUGCGUGCCGAAGUUGACAAGCUCAAAGCCAUCGGCUUUAUCAGGGAAGCUACGUACCCUGUCUGGCUUGCCAACUCAGUCAUGGUUCGGAAGGCCAGGGGAGGAUGGCGGAUGUGUCAGGACUAUACCGACCUGAAUAAGGCUUGUCCGAAGGACAGUUUCCCCUUGCCGAGAAUCUACCAGCUCGUCGACGCUACCGCUGGACACGAGCUGCUCAGCUUCAUGGAUGCGUAUUCAGGAUACAACCAAAUCUUUAUGGACCCUGCCGAUAUAGAGCAUACGGCAUUCAUCACCGAUCGCGGUUUGUACUAUUACAACGUCAUGCCCUUCGGCCUCAAAAACGCGGGAGCAACUUAUCAACGGCUCGUCAACCGGAUUUUUGCUAAGCACAUCGGCGGCAUUAUGGAGGUAUAUGUCGACGACAUGUUGGUGAAAAGCCGAACGGCAGGGGGGCAUCUGGAAAACCUAGCCCUCAUGUUCGGUAUACUGAAGGACUACCGAAUGAGGCUGAACCCAACGAAGUGCGCCUUCGGUGUAUCUUCCGGUAAGUUUCUCUGA
Messenger RNA from Prunus armeniaca (apricot), 1209 nucleotides. The record is from the annotation of a GenBank genome assembly. NCBI's taxonomy places the organism in Eukaryota, Viridiplantae, Streptophyta, Magnoliopsida, Rosales, Rosaceae.